AGGAGCGCAGGGGGAGAAAGCAGUUGAGUUGCAGUUUUGUACGCAAACGAAACCAUGCCUGAACCAGCGAAGUCAGCCCCAAAGAAGGGAUCCAAGAAGGCCGUUACUAAGACGGCAGGUAAGGGAGGCAAGAAGCGCAGGAGGACUAGGAAGGAGAGCUAUGCCAUCUACGUGUACAAGGUGCUGAAGCAGGUCCACCCCGACACCGGUAUUUCCUCUAAGGCUAUGGGCAUCAUGAACUCCUUCGUGAACGACAUCUUCGAGCGCAUCGCCGGAGAGGCUUCCCGCCUUGCCCACUACAACAAGAGGUCAACCAUCACCUCCAGGGAGAUCCAGACUGCCGUGCGCCUCCUGCUCCCUGGUGAGCUGGCCAAGCACGCCGUGUCUGAGGGCACCAAGGCUGUGACCAAGUACACCAGCUCCAAGUAAAGCGCUUGUCGACGUUACCCUUCUCCACCCAAAGGCUCUUUUAAGAGCCACCCACUGUCUCGGAAAAGAGCGGCAUUUUCUGUCUUGUAUUCUAUUCGAUUCUAUACCGAGUAGUUUAGGCUGCCUUCGGUAUGAUGGGCGUUACGCAAGUAAACUUUCCUUGACUGCCAUUC
Brienomyrus brachyistius is the source of this 602-nucleotide messenger RNA. Its product is annotated as histone H2B 1/2-like. NCBI's taxonomy places the organism in Eukaryota, Metazoa, Chordata, Actinopteri, Osteoglossiformes, Mormyridae. The record is from RefSeq and is a predicted model, not a curated record. Gene Ontology annotation, molecular function: protein heterodimerization activity; structural constituent of chromatin; DNA binding. The transcript has a single exon. Gene Ontology annotation, cellular component: nucleosome. Bases 55 to 429 code for a protein of 124 amino acids.